ACAUAAGCGUACUACCUAGAAGCUCAAGCGAACAGAAAACUCUCUUUGCAAAGCACCAUCACUCCCCUCUACCUCCUUUACCCCUUCAAAGAGCCAUGAGCCAUAAACCAUUUGUGAGCCAUCCCCAUGGCUAACUUGACCGUCUAUGCACAUCUCCCCACGUUCUCUGAUCACAUUGGUGUCGGGACUCACAUUCACGACCAAUGAAACCUUGAUCCAGGGAAUGAUUUCAUUUAUCCCGACCCCCUACCGCGGCGAAGAAUACAACCAUGCAUACAGCAUACAUGCUAAAGGGUAUCGAAACAACUCUGCGCCUUCAACCUCCCUCCAUUCAUCCACUAAAAACGGCCGUUGCUCGUCAAGAAAUGCAAUGCAGGCAUGACAAUACCUCUCACCCAAACAACCGGGAAGCCCAUGGUGUCUCGUCACUC
Molecule: messenger RNA, 431 nt
Organism: Paraphaeosphaeria sporulosa
Lineage: Eukaryota; Fungi; Ascomycota; Dothideomycetes; Pleosporales; Didymosphaeriaceae
Exons: 1
Coding region: 146-382 (78 amino acids)
Source: RefSeq, a predicted model, not a curated record